AUGGCCUGCCCCAUCCCUUCCGCACGAACCUAUCCUCUCCGAAAACCUCCCAACCAUACCCUUCCAGUUCCCCGCUACACUAUUACCCUUCCCUCAACCACAACACACAUCCACACUCUCUACGUAGGCCUACAGACCCAUUCCGCCAACCCUGGCAUCGCAGCUGCACUCAAGCAAGCCCAGCAGCAAAUCCAAACAUGGAUCGAAUCCUCAGACAGCGUGUACGAGACCUUGACACUACUCGACCCCACAAACGACGAAUCCUCAAACAGCGUAUACGAGACCUUGACACUACUCGACCCCACGAACGACGACCUCCCCGGGUCCCAAAUCUGGGUAUGCUACUGGACCAACAGCUCCGCACCUCCCUCUUCCUCUCAUCCUCCAAACCUCGACCUCCAGCGCCUAUGGAAGACCCUCCCCUCCUCUGCACGCUCCUCCAUCGCCCUCUGGAAAGAGUCCUUCACAAACCCCACCUCCCGCCUCGAAACAAACUACUCGGGCACAGAGUACCUCCCCGGCCUCGCACGCCUGCCAGGCACGCAGGUGCGCGAGCACGAUCUAGCGACGUACUGGGGUGCGGCUCGGGAUCGGAUUCCGGAUUCUGCAAACGACCUAUUCACCCGGCCUGACGGAGCAAGAGAGGAUAAAGGAGUGCAGGAGGAAGCUGACGGGACAGGAAAGGUGCUUAGCGGCUCGAAUAGCGAGAAUGUAGUGCACAUCCGCUCAGGCCAAUGGUGGGCUAACUGCUCCCCGCCAGAAACCGCUGCAUACGAAGAAAAGCUGGAACCUACCCUGCGCGCAGGACUGGCUUAUCUCAACGCCCAUCGAGCGGAAACGGGGUGUAUGGGAAUUCGCUACUUGCGCAACUCUCCCUCCUUCUCUUCCAACCCUUCCAUCAAAAGCGACGAGGAAGAGCGAAAAGAAACAUGCGGCGCAGGCUUCUUCCACAAUCUCGAGGAUUUAGAAAGGUGGAGUAAGACCCACAGCAGUCAUUUGAAGAUCUGGCGCGGGGCGCUGGCGCAUUACAAGGCGUUUCCGGAGGACAGGAGGUUGAGGACGUGGCAUGAGGUCAGUGUCAUCAAGGAGGGGGAUGCGAGGUGGGAGUAUGUGAACUGUAGGGCUGGGACGGGGUUAUGGGGUGUGUGGCGUUGGAGGGGGAGAUGUUGGAGGCGUAGUAUACGAUUUGGAGGCGAAUUAUUUAGAGGCGAAUCAUGUGAAGGCUUGAUGCAGUACUAUCAAAUUUGA
This is a messenger RNA of Didymosphaeria variabile, 1248 nucleotides long. RefSeq lists its product as uncharacterized. NCBI's taxonomy places the organism in Eukaryota, Fungi, Ascomycota, Dothideomycetes, Pleosporales, Didymosphaeriaceae. The transcript has a single exon. Bases 1 to 1248 code for a protein of 415 amino acids. The record is from RefSeq and is a predicted model, not a curated record.